Molecule: messenger RNA, 982 nt
Organism: Neltuma alba
Lineage: Eukaryota; Viridiplantae; Streptophyta; Magnoliopsida; Fabales; Fabaceae
Product: auxin-induced protein IAA6
Exons: 3
Coding region: 124-714 (196 amino acids)
Biological process (GO): regulation of DNA-templated transcription
Cellular component (GO): nucleus
Source: RefSeq, a predicted model, not a curated record
CUUCCCACACUAAGCUCAAAUUAAUAUAUUCUCAUCAUCAUCCCCACAAAUACACUCAGAGUAGAAUCCUUUUGUUAUAAGUUUUCAAAAGUUAAAACAAGUUUUUGAAUUCGAAUCCCAAUAAUGGCUCUCGGACUUGAAAUCACAGAGCUAAGGUUGGGUCUUCCCGGCGGUGGUGGGGAUGGUCAGGACAAGAGUACUACGACUGAGAUGAUGAUGACGACCAAGAAGAGGGUGUUCUCUGAGAUUGGCCAUGUCGAUGGUGGUGCUGGCGGUGGCAGCGAGGAUGAGAACAGCUGCUCGGGCGACCGGAAAACACCCGCGAAGAACCCAGUUGUGGGGUGGCCGCCGGUGGGGUCGUACCGGAGGAGAAAUAGCAUGAGUGAAGGUCCCAAAAUUUACGUGAAGGUUAGUAUGGAUGGAGCUCCUUUCUUGCGAAAAGUUGAUUUGGGUUUGCAGAAGGGCUACUCCGAGUUAGCCUCAUCCUUGGAGAAGCUCUUUGAUUGCCACGGAAUCGGAGAGGCAUUGAAGGGUGUGGACAAUUCUGAACUCGUUCCCAUUUAUGAGGACAGGGAUGGUGACUGGAUGCUUGUUGGAGAUGUCCCUUGGGAAAUGUUCAUAGAAUCAUGCAAGAGGCUGAGGAUUAUGAAGAGAUCGGAGGCAAAAGGCUUCGAUCUGCAGCCAAAAGGGUCUUCGAAGGGCAAAACGAAGUGAUCGGCGGCGACGUGCGAAGACUAAUUAUAAGUCAAAAGAAGAAAGUUAGGCUUCUUUUUAAUCUAGUAUGAAUUCACGUCUGCGUUUUAGUCAUUUCCACUUAAUUAAUGUCGUCGUUAUAUAUAUAUAUAUAUAUAUAUAUAUGGAUGUGUGCAUCUUGGACACUUUUGUUUAUGUAUGAGAUAUAUGGAGGACAAUAGAACCUGUGUAGAUGAGGAAAAACUCAUCGUUUAAUCUUAUUAUGAAUCCAUGUUUUGCCUUAACUUCA